Molecule: messenger RNA, 1144 nt
Organism: Lates calcarifer (barramundi perch)
Lineage: Eukaryota; Metazoa; Chordata; Actinopteri; Centropomidae
Product: C-factor
Exons: 6
Coding region: 260-1057 (265 amino acids)
Source: RefSeq, a predicted model, not a curated record
UCUAGCAUGUUUAAACAUUAUCACUAUCAUCUUAUUUACGUCUUUUAUUUGCUGUCACGAGCAUGUUCUUGUCUGCUGGGAGUUAAUUUCACUUCAUUUUUUGGAAAGGGUUCAUUUAGGGCUCAGCUCCACACAUUUCUGAGUUGUCACGGUAACUUGCCUAAGCGGAAGACAGAAUAAACAUACAGUGUGAUAUAAGAGCCUGGGUGUGGCCAGGCUAAACUGAGGCUGAAUGUAAGUGCUUAGACGGGGGAGAGCCAUGCAAACUGAGGCAGGGGAAAUGGCAGCCAGUCAACCAGUCAGCGUGCUAAUCACUGGAGCGAACAGAGGCCUGGGCCUGGAGAUGGUUAAGCAAAUGGUGGAGGGCCCCAAUCCAGCGAAAAAACUGUUUGCCUGUUGCAGGGACCCAGACGGAUCCAGGGCUGCGGCACUGCAAACACUGGCAAAGAAGCAUCCUAACAUCAUCUGCGUCGUCCGUCUGGACGCCACUGACCUUUGUAGCAUAAAACAGGCUGCCCAGCAGGUGGGGUCUCUGCUGGGGACGGGGGGCCUCAACCUGCUGAUUAACAACGCAGGGUUCCUGGCCAAAGCCACCCUGCAGGACACCACUCCCGAGGACAUGCAGGGCUCCUUCAACACCAACGUCAUGGGCCCUAUGAAUAUCAUUAAAGAGUUCCUGCCCCACCUCCGCACGGCAGCGAAGGCCAGCGAAGUGCCAGGGAUGUCCAGCAGCAAAGCAGCCGUCAUCAGCAUCUCCUCAUUUCUGGGUUCAUUUGAAUCAGUGAAACACUCGUAUUCCUUCAUCCCUGCCGUCUCCUAUCGCAUCAGCAAGGCAGGUUUGAACAUGCUGACGCUUUGUGCUGCGGAGGAGCUGAAGAAGGACGGGAUCCUGUUUUCAGUGCUGCACCCUGGCUGGGUGCGCACUGACAUGGGUGGAGAGGAGGGGGAGAUUGAUGCUCCAGAGAGUGUGCAGGGUAUGCUCAGCGUGAUGGCCUCUCUGACUGAGAAGCAGAAUGGAGCCUUCCUUGAUUAUAAGGGCAACACCAUCGCCUGGUAACUUCAUGAACAGCUGCUUUGUCCUUUGUUAACUUCAGUCAGUCACUAAAUGAAUCUCAGUGAAAUAAACCGAUUAUUGUUCUGAUCA